Molecule: messenger RNA, 1386 nt
Organism: Ostreobium quekettii
Lineage: Eukaryota; Viridiplantae; Chlorophyta; Ulvophyceae; Bryopsidales; Ostreobiaceae
Source: the annotation of a GenBank genome assembly
AUGGAUGCGGUCGCCAGCCUACGGGCCGAAAAUGAAGACCUUCGGCAGCAGGUGGCAGCCUUGCGGGAGAGGCUGAAACAGCGGGAAGCCCAGCCGACCGUGCCCGAAACUGUGGGCUGGUCGUGCGGUCAUUGUCUCAAUCCACAGCAGGUGCAGCGCUACAGCAGGCAUCUGAUCCUCCCAAAUAUUGGUGUUCAAGGCCAGUCCCGUUUGUGCGAGGCUUCUGUGCUUGUGGUUGGUGCCGGGGGCCUUGGGUCGUCUGCGGCGCUGUACCUGGCGUGUGCGGGGGUGGGGCGCCUGGGAAUUGUGGACAAAGACGUCGUGCAGUUGGACAACCUUCAUCGACAGAUCAUUCACAGGGAGUCCACUGUGGGCAUCCACAAAGCUGUGUCUGCUGCCAUGGCCUGCAGAGAGAGGAACUCUUCCAUCCAGGUCGAUGUUCACACAGAGGGGCUCACACCAGCAACUGCACUACCUCUGGUGCAGAACUAUGAUGUGGUGGUUGAUGCAUCUGACAAUGUGCCAACAAGAUACCUAGUAAGUGAUGCUUGUGUCAUCACAAAGACACCAUUGGUAUCAGGCGCUGCCAUUGGAACAGAGGGCCAGCUGACAGUGUAUGCCUAUGGCAUGGAUGGCCCAUGUUAUCGGUGCUUGUUCCCAAAGGCACCAGCCCCAGGACACUGUACCCGUUGUUCAGACAAUGGGGUACUUGGGCCAGUGCCAGGCGUAAUUGGCGUCCUUGAAGCGAUGGAGACAGUCAAGAUAAUUGCACAGGUUGGAGAUGUGCUGAGCCGGAGGCUCCUCAUCAUGGAUUUUCUGUGCGCCCGCUUUCACACAGUGAAGCUAAGGGCAAAGGUGCCCACUUGCGAGGCCUGUGGGGAUUCCCCAUCGGUCACACUUUCAACCCUGGAGCGAUACGAUUACAGUGCAUUCACUGGUCAGACGUUUGAUGACAGUCCGAUCGUGUGCUCGACAAGCUUGCCAGCAAGUGCCAGACUUCCACCCGUCGAGGUGAACGAAGUGAUCAAUCGCAGCAGGGAGGAAGGCCAGGAACUGCUUCUCGUGGACGUUCGCCCUCAGGGGGAGUUUGACAUUGGCCAUCUUAACGGAGCCCUCAACUUCCCAUAUGACCAACUAGAUGCUGACUUCCCCAACUUGCUGAGCAAGUGCUGCACUGGUGUAGCAUCUCUGGGAACAGUGGAUGGGGGUGCGAUAGACGCGAGUGAUCGACAGUCCGAUGGAGGCGGGGUUGUGGUCGUGUGCCGAAGGGGCAACGACUCCCAGCUGGUAGUCCAGAAACUUAGGAGUGCGGGGAUCUCAGCAAGAGACAUGGUUGGGGGUCUCGCAGGCUGGGCUGAAGUUGAUCCAACAUUUCCUCAGUAUUGA